ACAUCCAGAUACUUCGGCCAUCUUCUGUGAGAUUAGCCCGGAGGCUGGUUUUUCGCGAUGCCCGUCAUGGACCGUCUUCGUCACAUCCACCAUGCGGGACGAUGACCCCUACAUUACUUGCUAUCACACCUCGCUCAGAGGUCCCCCCUAUUCGAGGGUUUUCUUCCUCUCGCCUUUAUGCUACUGCACUAUAUAGUGAAAAUGAGCCCUCUACUGAGACUCCGCCUCCAGGGAUGCGGGCUUCUGCGAACGAUACCAUACUGGUUAGGUGUCCAUCGGCUGCUGCUCUUGAAGAAGUAGACGAGCCAAUAGAACCAUCCGAAAUACGAUUCAGAAUAUCCCCUAGAGCUGCAGAGCAAUUAAGAUCCAUUUCACGACGCGAUAAUGAUCCGAGCGUCGCGCUUCGUGUGGCAGUCGAUUCAGGGGGUUGCCACGGUUAUCAAUAUAAGAUGAACCUCACUUACCUUUCAGAAGGUGAAGGGGAUUACCAUUUUCUAUCACCAAUGAUCGCACCUUCGAAUGUGCUCAUUGACCCCGUAUCGCUAGGGUUACUCAAUGGUGCUACUUUGGACUUUGCAACAGAGCUCAUUGGGUCUAGUUUCCGCGUGAUCGACAACCCACUAGCCGAUAGUGGCUGCGGAUGUGGCGUAAGUUGGGAAGCUAAAGUAUAGGGGAUAGUCCGUUUAGCGUGGGUCCUUCGCUAACCAUCUUGCGUUCCCCUUGCUAAGAGUCGUAGCAUGCGGUCUGGUGGCAGUAAAAAUCUGCAUUUUGACUGUUUUUCACAUCUGUUUAUCCGUAAUGCCCUAAAUGUCAUGUACCAUCGGCCAAUGAGUAAAUAGCUCCAGAGCUUGGGUGACGCCAAGCGACGAAAGAAGCAAAAAUGAUUUCGCCGAG
Messenger RNA from Cantharellus anzutake, 894 nucleotides. RefSeq lists its product as uncharacterized. Gene Ontology annotation, cellular component: mitochondrion. Gene Ontology annotation, biological process: iron-sulfur cluster assembly. Gene Ontology annotation, molecular function: 2 iron, 2 sulfur cluster binding; 4 iron, 4 sulfur cluster binding; iron ion binding. The transcript has 3 exons. Lineage: Eukaryota; Fungi; Basidiomycota; Agaricomycetes; Cantharellales; Hydnaceae. Bases 102 to 671 code for a protein of 189 amino acids. The record is from RefSeq and is a predicted model, not a curated record.